Messenger RNA from Plutella xylostella (diamondback moth), 1907 nucleotides. RefSeq names its product integrator complex subunit 10 (gene IntS10). Gene Ontology annotation, biological process: snRNA processing. The record is from RefSeq and is a predicted model, not a curated record. Gene Ontology annotation, cellular component: integrator complex. Lineage: Eukaryota; Metazoa; Arthropoda; Insecta; Lepidoptera; Plutellidae.
GUGUAAACUAUCCAUAAACCAAAAUCUUUUCUUUGUGUUUAUCUCGAAAACUAUUUGAACAAAUAUUCCAGAAAUCUAAAUCAGGGAAAUCAUAAAAUGCCUGGAGUUGAACCAUAUCUCAGUGAUGAAGACUAUAUUAUCAUGCGGGCUAAGGAGGCCCAGAAAAACAACAUCAACAGUGCCAAAGCAUGGAUGCUGACUGCAAAAACACUAUUUCCUACAGACUUCAAAAUACAAUUUGAAGCUUAUCUUAUGGAGAAACAAUCUGGGAACGUACAAGAAGCUGCUGAGUCUUUUAGCUCAUUAGUAAUUUCGCGUCAGAAUCUCUCAGAUUUGCUCCCAGAAAUAUCUGCUAUAGCCAAUGCAUUGAAAUCUUCUGAGGCUAGUUUUCUAAGCCAGAUGUUUGAUAAGAUUUGUCCUGAUAUUCAGCUAACCAUUCUAAAAACGAGUGUUGAACACAGUGAUGACACCAUGGAGCACUGCAGAUUACUGGUACUAUUACUAAAGAAAUUUCCUCAACUAGGUGUUGAUAGUCUUGUAAAGACAUUAAUUAAUGCUGAAAAGUUCUUCUACGAUAAUCGAUAUGCCUGUUUGCUUGUGGUAGAAACAUUGCCUCUGCUGAACUCUUUGGAAUCUCCUCGACUGCUGCAGCGCUUGGUUGUCAAAGCUAUUGACUUUUACAACUCCUAUGUGUAUGAUGAGGCUGAACAUGACAUAACUGAUCCAUGGCAAAGGCUCUAUGGUGUGUUAGAAUUACUCGGAAGGCAGCUUGGGUGGGAUAUGUAUUUUGUCAAUUACAACAAUAGCCUUAACAAAGAAGCAUACCUUCAGAAACUAAAUACCCUGAGAAACUGUGAAGAUAGUAGACAACUCUUGUACUGUGGCACUACCUUUCUUUUAAAAUCCCUCCAUGAACAAAGGGCACUGAAAGGAAACCAUGUUCUUAUAGAAGCAUUAUCCGACCCAGAACUGGCUCCCUCUAAAAGGCGCAAAGGGGAUGUAGAAGUGACUGGGCCAUCAGCACAGCAGUUCCAAGCUGCAGCUCAGUGCUGGGAACUACUGCACAGUAAUGAAGUCAUUUCCAGAGCAUUCAUGAAGUUAGCCGUACAGCUGCAGGCAAAGCCAUGGGCCGAGGGCUUCACGGAGGAACUAGCCCUGUACCGAGGAAGAUAUGAUGAAACACUCCCACCUGCUACAGUCACCACCCUGACAGCCAGCCUAGUGAGGGCAUCUGUUAACUUUGUUCAAAAUAAAUACACCAACUGUGUAGAAAACUUCUUAGCAGCAAUAAAUUUACUCCCGUCAGUUGAAGGAGCUCUGGAGACUGAAUUAAUUGUUGGUGGCACACAUAGACAUUUACACUUCCUUCCUCUGACUAAGGUCUCCAUUAUGCACUACAUCUGUACUUUGCUAAUAAGAAUCUUGCUGAAUGCAGGAGGCGGCACAGACCUGACCUACGGUCACAUCCUGGUGUUGAUGCAGCUAGGGUGGCCACAAGAGGAAGCUAUAUUUCUGCAGAUUCUUGAUAGUAUAAAGAAGAAAGGAGUAUUCACGUAUCAUUUGUUUUCGUCUUACAUCAUCCACAUUGAUAUACUUGAAGAGUUCAGUUUCAUGUGGAAUGAACAAGGGAACAAUGUUGCAUUAGACAUAAUACCCAACUCCCAACAACACAUGGGGCAGAGAAGGAUUGGCACUCGAGGGGCAGAUAAAGGGGUGAAAGAGGACUUCAAGCAAGCUAUAAAAGCACAAGUAUCAAGAAAUAAUGAAUCAAUACUCAACAUCCUUGUACAGUUCAUUUCAGCUGAAAGAGCAUAUCUUUUGCAAAUCUAAUUCUUCACAUUGUACAUAAGUUAAGUUAAAGUCACUGUCGCUGACAAGUGCCAUAAGUUAAUAAAUUAUAAAAAAUA